Molecule: messenger RNA, 2243 nt
Organism: Vombatus ursinus (common wombat)
Lineage: Eukaryota; Metazoa; Chordata; Mammalia; Diprotodontia; Vombatidae
Gene: AMDHD1
Product: amidohydrolase domain containing 1
Exons: 9
Coding region: 82-1407 (441 amino acids)
Cellular component (GO): cytoplasm
Molecular function (GO): imidazolonepropionase activity
Source: RefSeq, a predicted model, not a curated record
GCCGCCACUGCCCUCCCUCCUCUUUGUCCCCAGCUCCCACUUCCCCAGGCCCGAAUCUCUGCAGCCACCAGCCACGAGAAAAUGAGCGGGGGGCAGAGGCUUCUGUUGGAGAACGCGCAGCAAGUGGUGCUGGUUUGCGCCCAGGGCGAGCCCUAUCUGGUGGGGGAAGCGAUGCGGAGCCUGGCAGUCCUGGAGAAUGCCAGCCUGGUGGUGGGCAGAGAUGGUUGCAUAAAGGCUGUUGGUCUGGCUGAUACCAUCAGAAGAGAAUUUGCGAAAGUAUCAUUUGAAGAAAGGAUUGACUGCUCUGGAAAAUGCAUUCUACCAGGUCUGGUGGAUGCCCACACUCAUCCAGUGUGGGCUGGGGACCGAGUCCAUGAAUUUGCAAUGAAGCUGGCAGGUGCCACGUAUAUGGAUAUACACCAAGCUGGAGGAGGAAUAAACUUCACUGUGGAGCAUACCCAGAAGGCUUCAGAAGAAGAGCUCUUCAGCACUUUCAGAUACCGCCUGCUCUGCAUGAUGAGGGCGGGGAGCACCUUGGUCGAAUGCAAGAGCGGGUAUGGCCUGAACCUGGAGACGGAGCUGAAGAUGCUGAGGGUCAUCGAAAGGGCUCGGAGAGAAUUGGACAUCAGCAUCUCCUCGACCUACUGCGGAGCUCACUCAGUGCCCAAAGGGAAAACUCCGACGGAAGCUGCUGAUGACAUUGUCUACAACCACCUCCCUAAACUGAAGGAACUUUGUCAACGCAGUGAAAUCCAUGUCGACAAUAUCGAUGUGUUCUGUGAGAAGGGGGUCUUUGACCUUCAUUCUACCAGAAAGAUUCUUCAGAGGGGAAAAGCUAUAGGGUUACAAAUUAAUUUCCAUGGGGAUGAGCUCCACCCAAUGAAGGCUGCUGAGCUUGGAGCUGAACUGGGAGCCCGGGCAAUUAGCCACCUGGAAGAAGUUAGCGAUGCAGGUAUUGCUGCCAUGGCAACUGGAAAAUGUUCGGCUGUCCUUUUACCCACCACCGCCUACAUGCUGAGAUUGAAGCAACCGCAAGCCAGGAAGAUGUUAGAUGAAGGGGUAAUAGUUGCUCUUGGCAGUGAUUUCAAUCCUAAUGCAUAUUGUUUUUCCAUGUCCACAGUCAUGCAUUUGGCCUGCGUCAACAUGAGAAUGUCGAUGUCUGAGGCUUUAGCUGCUGCUACCAUUAAUGCCGCUUAUGCGCUGGGACGAUCUCACACCCAUGGAUCGCUGGAGGUCGGCAAGCAGGGAGAUCUCAUUAUCAUCAACUCACCCAGAUGGGAGCACCUGAUUUACCAGUUCGGAGGUUACCAAGAAUUAAUUGAAUAUGUUGUAGCUAAAGGAAAAGUCGUCUAUAAAAAGGACAGCACCAACCUAAAAGGACAUGAAGAAGAAAGAGAAGAAAAGUAAAACUGCAUAUACUAAUGGAGUUCAGUUCUAGCCAACGUUAAGAUUUGUAGUUUUCUCAAAGCAGAUAAAUCACAUUUAAAUAAACCCAUUUUGAUUUCCUAGGUAAUGGAAUAAAUUUGUAAUCAUUAGCAAGGGGCUCGGAAAUGAGGACUGGUUUUAGAGUCAGGGAACCUAGAUUCAAAUCCUGGCUCUGGCAAUUAUCACAUGUGUGACCUUGGUCAAAGCCAUUCACCUUCACGAGCCUCAGUUUCCUUAUUUGUAAAAUGGGAGGCUCUAAAGUCUCUUCUGGCACUUAAUGAUUUCAUGAUUACUAAUGAUCCCUUUUAGUGAUUCCCAUCCAUGAUUCUAUAGAUAGAUAGAUAGAUAUAGAUACACACAUAUAUAUACACAUAUAUGUAUAUACGUGUAUGUGUAUGCUCAUAUCUGUCUAUAUAAAUUUCUCUUUGGGGAACUUUGCUUCUUUGCUUGUUUAAUGUAAUGCUGCAUGUGGUAAUGACAAAUAGCUUUGAAAGACAAGAUAUAUGAUCAAUGAAAUGCCCGAACUCAAUCCCAGAGGACCAAUGAUAAAGCAGCUCCUCAGCUCCUGACCCAGAGGUGAUAGAGUCAAGAUACAGAAGGAGAAAGACAUUUUUUGGCUCUGACCAAUAUGUAAAUUUGCUUUGCUUGACUAUGUGUAUUUGUUACAAGAUUUUUUUUAAUUGGAGGUGGGGAUGGGGGAAGGGAGAAAAUAAAUGCUUGUUAAUUGAAAAAUAAGAUAAAAUGGGGAAAAAUAAUAUAAUGUUGUAUAUGAUAAUAUCAAGAUUUUCAUGCUAUGGAUGUUUUUUUAAACAAUCCUA